Molecule: messenger RNA, 1443 nt
Organism: Fonsecaea multimorphosa CBS 102226
Lineage: Eukaryota; Fungi; Ascomycota; Eurotiomycetes; Chaetothyriales; Herpotrichiellaceae
Exons: 1
Coding region: 1-1443 (480 amino acids)
Source: RefSeq, a predicted model, not a curated record
AUGGCAUCCUCUUCUAGCGACGGGCCAGGCGCCACGCCCACAAGUCUGGCGGUCGUUUCGACGGCUGCGCCCAAGCAACGCUCGUUCUGGGAUAUCCCGACAGAAGUGCGCCUCGAAAUCUAUGAACUACUUUACUGUCAACCCAAACCCAUCCGCCUCUUUCUCAACGCUGAUGGCAGACUCAAACGCAUGCGAAUCAACCUUGUCCCCCUUGGCGGCCAUCCUGACCCCGAAAUUCCAACCCAGGCUUUCAGGGUAGACAAGAAAUUCUAUCAAGAGGCUUCUCCUGUCCUCUACCAACGAAACAAGUUCAACAUGAACUGGGAGAAUCUCAGCAAAUUCUUCUCGAAAUGGGAUCAGGGAAUCACCAGCCGUCUGGAAGCCAUCGACAUUUAUUGUGGAAGAGGGCCAGCUUGGGGAUUUGUUUCUGUCAUCAGAGUGCUGGUAGACAAGAUGCCAGGCGUGCGGGAGUUAAAUAUUAUCUUUUACAGUUCAUCCAGACUUCUUGCUGCUACUCUGGAAACCUCGAGUGCCAUAACACCUUGCGCCUCCAUGUUUCCCGGACCGGAGCUGGAGCUCAUUCUUCACCCCGAAAAGCUAUCUCGAGAAUGGAACCCAGGUAUGAGCCGCCCCGAUGUUGCUGCCAUCUGUAAAGCCAUCAGAGAGGGCAAUGCAAAGCUGGCCGACAUCUGGCCUGCAAAUCUUCCCGUCAAUAACCUCACUCGGUUCUGCGCCCCCAAUUUGUCCCUAAUCAGGUUGAGUGGCCGAAUCUCUCGCAGAGUCCUCCCUAAAAUCCUCCGGCACAGAUGUCUGCCCGGCGACUGUUUCUGGAUGAAGGUUGCCCAAGGAGUGGAAGAAGGCAGCGCCGACAAGGAGACUGGGAAGGAGGAGCACUCCUGUAAGAUGUCGGAGAAGGAAGACAACCAACCCAUCGGUGAUGUGCUCCACUACAAAUGGAAAGCCAUGGACCCUCGUGAGAGAACAGACAUACCAGAGGUCAACAUGCGUCAGUGGCACCCGCCACUUACAGAAAAGGAAAAGCAGAAAGUGAGGGAUUUUGCCAAGAUCUUUGAGAGCCGUGACGUUUCCUGCCAGGACGACAAGUCUCCCUCUGGAGAGCACGAGACCGCCAGCGACGAUAAUGAUGGUGCAUCCGAGGCGAACGCCAUGGCCGGGGGAGCCACGGCCCUUCCGGAACCUGAGUCGACUGAUCAUGGCGGGACAGCUGAGGAACGUCUGCGGGACUUGCAGCAGCUGGCUUUCGCCAACUAUUUUGAAGCCAACUAUUUUGAAGAUCUCGAACGCCGACAGGACUUGCAGCAGCUGGCUUUCGCCGACUGUUUCGAAAACCUUAACUCCGAGUUUCUGCACAAAGAUCCAGCAGACGUCAGAGCUGCCUUGCUGGACACGUUUGGCCCUUUUGCGCAAGAAAUUUUUCCGUGA